AUGUACAUACAGACAGACCUUCACCCGACACCAGAUAAGACGCCAAGAAAGCCAAGCAAUAAUAAUGGCGAAAGACGGAUACAGGUUGGCUGUGUCAGUACCGUGCAUGUACGGAGUGUCUUGACAGGCAACUUACGGUAUCUAUCUAUCUAUCUAUCUAUCUAUCUAUCUAUCUAUCUAUCUAUCUAUCUAUCUAUCUAUCUAUCUCACUUUGCUCAUAUCAUUGUAUAUCUAGCACGACAACAAGGAAUCAGUCAAGGUGAAGACCAGAAUGUUGAUUUUCGCGAUGCUGAUCAUUAUUUGGAUACUGUCGCUAAACAAACGGCAUCAUUUCGAGCAUCCCAAGUGAAAAACAAAGAUACGAACUUGUCGUCAUUACACUCCUUGUCGACAUCGGCACCACCGCCGCAACAACAGUUUAAAACAAUAAACAGACUCGCCAGCUUCAAUUCACUUAUUGUCUCAACCACUCGAAACUCACUCGCGUCCAUAUCCCAGGGUCCCUUCGGGCUAAACCAAGCAGCAGAUCGGAAUACCCCCACCCCAAACUCCGAAACCGUCUAUCGAGAGUAG
This is a messenger RNA of Acanthosepion pharaonis, 573 nucleotides long. NCBI's taxonomy places the organism in Eukaryota, Metazoa, Mollusca, Cephalopoda, Sepiida, Sepiidae. The record is from the annotation of a GenBank genome assembly.